Messenger RNA from Daldinia loculata, 835 nucleotides. RefSeq lists its product as uncharacterized. The transcript has a single exon. Bases 125 to 436 code for a protein of 103 amino acids. NCBI's taxonomy places the organism in Eukaryota, Fungi, Ascomycota, Sordariomycetes, Xylariales, Hypoxylaceae. The record is from RefSeq and is a predicted model, not a curated record.
GCUGCGCUUCAAGAUCUGGAAUGAGGCUUUUUGCCCUCGCGUAGUAGAGAUACAUUCGUAGAGGGACGCUAACAACGACUUGACACAUCCGAUAUGGGUGUCGAAUAGCGAUAAUCCGGCGGUCAUGUCCGCCUGCUCCAAGUCCCGCACCCUGGCGCUCGAGCACUUCACGAUUCUCUUACCUGUCUUCAAGUCAGAGCCUAAUACGUCUGUCUCUCGGUACCUAUAUUUCUCUCCGGCUUCCGACCUGCUCGUGUUCAUAGGCGAUGCAGAUCGUAUGCGGCUGUUCGAUAUCUUCCGAACCGUCCAGCAGCAAGAUCCGGCCCACCGGGGGCUGCAGCGCGUGGGGGUGAGCUUGAGCUGUUGGGCGUACAACUUUAAUUACGCGGCCCCGAAUCUCUGGGAGGAGGCCUUCCUUAGAUAUAAACGCCAAUAAGCCAGCAUUCAAUCACAUACGACCAUAGGAUCUGGAAAACUCGGGGUCCCGUCCGCUCCCCCAUCGAUAAGCCAGAUACCGCCGGAUUAGUAGUUGGGUCGGUGACGACCAGCGAAUCCCCGGUGUUGUAUGUUCUUUUUUGCGUUUUUUUUCCUCUUAUUUUUGCCCGUCCCUCUUUUUUUCUUAGCAUUAUAUAGCUUCACCUUAGCCUAGUCCGGUUAAGUGAGAAUCGUAGAAACAUAAGGAGCUCUAUUAGUUCAAAUCUGUAGUAGAUCCGGGUCUCUAUGAGGCUCUAGGGAUAUAUGGUAGGUAGGUAGGUAUUAUUAAGGGGGUAGAAUGAUGUUGAUUUUGUAAAGUUUAGUAUUGAUGGGCAAGGCCCAGUAAUACCAGUGUAGCCAG